Messenger RNA from Prinia subflava (tawny-flanked prinia), 1299 nucleotides. Its product is annotated as brain-specific homeobox/POU domain protein 3. Gene Ontology annotation, molecular function: DNA-binding transcription factor activity, RNA polymerase II-specific; RNA polymerase II cis-regulatory region sequence-specific DNA binding. NCBI's taxonomy places the organism in Eukaryota, Metazoa, Chordata, Aves, Passeriformes, Cisticolidae. The record is from RefSeq and is a predicted model, not a curated record. The transcript has a single exon. Bases 455 to 1237 code for a protein of 260 amino acids. Gene Ontology annotation, biological process: regulation of transcription by RNA polymerase II.
GCUUCAGCCGGCCCGCCCCGCUGCGUGUGAGCGCCGGAGCAGAGCGGGGUGCGGGACCCCCGACGGCUCCGGCCUCUCUGCCGCUGCCCCUCUUCGGAGAGAUCUCCCCGGAGGGCAGAGCGGGUGCCCGACUUGGAGGGAGAGCGCUCGGGGUCUGGUCCCCCGGUGCUUUUAUUUGGGGGGCUCGAGUAGCGCUCGGUUCGCGUUACCUGUCCCUGGCCGUGCCGGUGGGGCAGAGCGGGAUCUCCGUCACACCGCCUCCCUUUAACCCUCUCCCGCUCUCUCGGUUUGUUUCCGCUGCCACUUUUCCCUCUCCCGCCUCUCCGCGCAGAUCCAGGGGAACAUCUUUGCGGGCUUUGACGAGACGCUGCUGCGGGGCGCCGAGGCCCUGGCCGCCGUGGAUAUCGUGUCGCAGAAAACCCACCCCUUCAAGCCGGAUGCCACCUACCACACCAUGAGCAGCGUGUCCUGCACUCCUACCUCGUCCUCCGUGCACCUGCACCACCCGUCCGUGCUGACCACGCACCACCCCCACCACCACCACCACCAGCCCUCGCAGGGCCUGGACGGGGAGCUGCUGGACCACCUCAACUCGGCGCUCCCACUCGGAGGGGUGCCGGGCCCCGACGUGGGCUCCACGCCUUCGCACCCGCACUCGCACAUGUCGGCCAUCAACCACAUGGCCCACCACUCCCAGCCCAUGAACAUGUCCCACCCCCACGGCCUGGCUUCCCACGCCAUCAUCUCCGGCCCCGAGACGGAGACGGACCCGCGGGAGCUCGAGUCCUUCGCCGAGCGCUUCAAGCAGCGGAGGAUCAAGCUGGGGGUCACCCAGGCGGACGUGGGCUCCGCGCUGGCCAACCUGAAGAUCCCGGGGGUGGGCUGCCUUAGCCAAAGCACCAUCUGCAGGUUCGAGUCGCUCACCUUGUCCCACAACAACAUGGUGGCCCUCAAGCCCAUCCUGGAAGCGUGGCUGGAGGAGGCGGAGAGGGCGCAGAGGGAGAAAAUGACCAAACCCGAGAUCUACACGGGGGGGGACAAGAAGCGCAAGCGUACGUCCAUCGCCGCCCCCGAGAAGCGCUCGCUCGAGGCCUAUUUCGCCGUGCAGCCCCGGCCCUCCUCCGAGAAAAUCGCCGCCAUCGCCGAGAAGUUAGACUUGAAGAAGAACGUGGUGCGGGUCUGGUUUUGCAAUCAGAGACAGAAGCAGAAAAGGAUGAAAUUUUCUGCCACCUACUGAGGAAGGGGCUGGGGAGGCAGCGGUGCGGGGGGGGGGUGCUGCCCUCCCGACCCCCCUUCCAC